AUGGUCGAGCCCCCAGAAUUUCCGUUGCUGAGCGAGGCAGUUGUCAACCGAGCUUCGCCCCUUUUUACCCCCUCUCUUGCCACCGCCGUGGUUUUAACGGAAUCGCAGCCUAUUUCCCGCCUUCAGUUGCAGGCUCAGAAGUUACGACUGGCGCACAGCAGAGGGCCCUACUACGGCGGGUCACUGCCCAACGUCAACCAGAUUGGAAGCGGCGCAGCCGAGUUUCAGGGUCCCCUCCAUUCUCCUCUGGACUCGGCCCGGGGCACGCGGCAUCACGGCCUGGUGGAACGAGUACAGCGGGAUCCCCGCCGGAUGGUUUCUCCACUGCGACGUUAUGUACGACAAAUCGACAGUUCUCCUUACAGUCCGGCGUACCUGUCCCCUCCUGCUGAACCCAGCUGGAGAAGGACGAUGCCUUGGGGCAAUUUCCCUGUGGAGAAAGAACGUUUGUUUAGGCUGCCUGCCUCCCUCAACAGAACCAAUUCGGACUCGGCCCUUCACACCAGCGUGAUGAACCCGAACCCACCCAAUGCCUACCUGGGACCCUCCCAGGGGGGGCCCCCUCCCAACCGCAAGAGAGGUGAGUGGCUUAUGGGGGGGGAGGUCGGCGUUAUCACGCGUCCCGGUACAUGUGUGUCUGUGUGUGUGUCUCGCGAGAGACCUGGGUGGGCGGGGGAGAAAGUCCACACUCUGGCUAGGAUUUGGGGUUUCCUUCCCCGUCGAUUCGAGAUGAUGGUUUAA
Molecule: messenger RNA, 741 nt
Organism: Thamnophis sirtalis
Lineage: Eukaryota; Metazoa; Chordata; Lepidosauria; Squamata; Natricidae
Source: RefSeq, a predicted model, not a curated record